AUGCUAUAGAAAAUAAACAAAAUAAUUAGAAGCUAUGACAAUUUUGGAGUUCCACCUAAUCUUAAUAUUAAUAAGUAAUAAGAGUAUAAGAGUGUUUGUGGAGGUGUACUCUCUCUUAUGAUGACAAUCGUUUUGAUUUAUAUUCUUAUAUCUGGCUUAAUUGGAAUCUUCUAAAGAGAUAACUACACUGUAAUUAUAUGGAACUAUUAAAGAUUGAAGUUUAAUAACUAUAAGAUAUGGAUCCAGAUCUAAAAGAAAUGAAUAAUAAAAACUUUAUGUUUGCGAUAAAAGUUGACAAUCCGUUUAUAGACAGAUUUCCAAAAAUAUAAAAAAAUCCUUUUUCUAUUUCUAUGAGUUAAGUUUAUAUUGAAACUUUAAAAAAUGGGACUAGAACUAAAAAUAUCACUAAAACAUAUAAUUUAGAAACUUGUACAACCCAACAUUUUCCUUAAAUAAAUUUUGAAGAAUUUCAUUAAAUUGAAAAUUAAUUAACUCAAUAUCUUUGUUUACCUAAAGAUUAUCAAUUAUGGUUAUAAGGUACAUACAGUUCCUAUGUAAUGUAAUUUCCAAAAUUAUCUAUUUCAUUAUGUAAAUCAGAAGAUUGUUAUUCAUAAUCUGAAAUUUUAGAAUUAGCUAAAAAUAGUUCGAUUAUGGUAUCUCUCUCAACAAUUAUAUAAUCAGCAAUAUUUAUGGCAAAUUAAACUGAAUACCCAUUAUAUUAAUACUUAAAUUCUGAUUUCUUUUUAGCCACUAACUUCGAUGCUGAAUCAACAGCUGAUAUUUUUUUUGAAUCUAACAAAAUAGUCAAUUAAAAUAGUAUAUUUAGUUUUUACAAUGAUGAUUAAAUUAUUGAUUAUUGGGUAUUCCCAAUUUAUAGUUAUAGAGAAAUUAAAGUAAAUAUAUCCUAUUAUAUUCUAGAAAUUCAAUGAUAUUCCAGGAUCUUUAUUCUCUGUUAUUUUUAGAUUAAGUUAAGAAUUCAAAUAAACAACAAAAAAAGUUAAUACCAUAGAUUAAUUUCUAUCAUAUUUUGGUGGUAUGUUAAAGAUUAUAUCUUCAAUAUUUGGAAUUAUUGCUUUACAAUAUAAUUCUAUGGGAUUGAAAUUAUCUUUAGCAAAUUCAUUAUAUUAAUUUAAUAUUCCAGAAAAAAAGAAUGGUAAAAUUGAAUUUUCUUAUGAUAAACUCAUAAAUUACAUUUAAAAAUAAAUAAAUAAAAUUGAUGAAAUGGUAACAAAAUUAAAAAGUCAUACAAUUCACGUAGUUUAAAUGAAUAAAAUAACUAAAGCGUUCACAAUCAAACAUUAGUCUAGUCAAAAUAUAUAAAAUGAAAAGAAAAAUACUAUCAUUCAAGAAUAAUCCUAAUUAAAUUCAGAACGAAUAGAAAAAUAAGAAAAUAAUUUAUAAGAAAUAAAAGAAUCUUUUUUGAGAGAUCUAUUUAAUGAAAUAUGUAACUAACAACAUAAAUUAAAAUUGGGUAUUAACUUUAUUUUCUAUUAAUUACUAUGUUGUACAUGUAUAGAAAAGAUAUAAAUGACAAGAAAAAUGCUAUCAUAAUGUGAAACUGUUAUUUAAUAGGAUUUAGAUAUUGUAGACAUUCUUUAAAAAUUAUAAUAAAUAGAAAAAUUAAAAUAAACAUUGUUGGAGAAAGAAUAAAUUAGAGUUUUCAAUUAUACUCCAAAACCUAUUAUUAAUAUUGAAGAGAAUCGAAAGAUCAUACUAAAUACAGAAGGAGAGCCUAGUUAAUUAAUACAAAAAUCAAAUCAUCAAAAAUAUAAUCGAUUGAUUAGAAAUAAGAAUUAUCAUUAACCAAAUAAAAUGGUGAAAAUUUAUAAUUCUUAUGUAAAAUUAAAAGAGAGUAAUGCUCCAGUAGAUUCAAGGAUAAUCUAUUUGAUGGGACCAGCCAUGGUAUAAAUUUUUGAUAAGUAUUAUGAAAUUCAAUCUCUUUAAUCUCAUCAUAAAUAUUUAGAAGAAGCACAUUAAUAGGAUUUUGUAAGUUCUGAUAAAUUGUUAAGUGACUAUGUCUCACCUCAUCCUAACAAUGAUGAAAAGGAGAAUUAAUAAAAUGCUAAGGUUCACUUAAGAACGAAACCAAAAACUUUUAACGAUUAAAAAGUUAAUUUUUUUGAUGAGUGA
Molecule: messenger RNA, 2130 nt
Organism: Paramecium pentaurelia
Lineage: Eukaryota; Ciliophora; Oligohymenophorea; Peniculida; Parameciidae
Source: the annotation of a GenBank genome assembly